UCUGAGCGUGACGUGUAUCACGGAGGACACCCUCGCACUGUGGAUGAUGCUAAUGCUAAUAUGAAGCUAGCCCGUCCUGCUGCCGGAGACAUCGAGUGAUUAGCGGAGUAGAAAGCCACGAGCCAACUGUCUUCGGUCGGUGUAUCCGGAACCAUCAUGUCUGUGACGCUGUGUGGAGCACGGGGUCGGGCCGGGAGAGAUGUGUUCCGCGCCCUGGUUCCGCUCGCCGCCGCCGUGUUGUUGUUGUCGGUCGGAGUCGCUGCGGUUCCAGAGGAGCACAAAGCGGUCCCGGUGCCGGAGCUGCUCCCACAGGAGAAAGCAAGUCCUCAUCCAGUGGGCCCUGUAGUUUCAGAGAAUGACCCCACCAAAGGAAACAUGGGAUUCAUUCACGCCUUCGCAGCCUCCAUCUCUGUCAUCAUCGUCUCCGAGUUGGGAGACAAGACAUUUUUUAUCGCAGCCAUCAUGGCCAUGCGCUACAACCGUCUCACCGUGUUGACCGGCGCCAUUCUGGCUCUGGGAGUCAUGACUUGUCUCUCUGUGCUGUUUGGUUAUGCCACCACCAUCAUCCCUAGAAUCUACACAUACUAUAUAUCUACGGCUCUGUUUGCCAUCUUUGGUGUGCGCAUGCUGAGAGAGGGGCUGAAGAUGAGUCCAGAUGAGGGGCAGGAGGAGCUGGAGGAGGUGCAGGCAGAGAUCAAGAAGAAGGACGAGGAGCUUCAGCGAUCUAAACUGGUCAAUGGGAGUGCAGAUGUGGAGACUGGAUCGGGGAACACGCAGCCUCAGAGGAAGUGGCACAGCUUCAUCUCACCCGUCUUCCUCCAAGCCCUCACCCUCACCUUCCUUGCAGAGUGGGGGGACCGCUCCCAGCUGACCACUAUCAUUCUCGCUGCACGGGAGGAUCCUUUUGGAGUUGCUGUGGGGGGGACAUUGGGACACUGUUUGUGUACAGGACUGGCUGUGAUAGGAGGGAGAAUGAUCGCCCAGAAAAUCUCUGUCAGAACAGUUACAAUCAUUGGAGGAAUAGUUUUUCUGGCGUUCGCCUUCUCUGCCCUUCUCAUCAAGCCAGAGUCUGGAUUUUGAUUGGACGAAUGACUUUUCAGGUUCACUCUGUAUAUACGUGUAAACUUUGGUUCACUUGCUGUUGAGAGAUUGUGUGUGUGUGUGUGUGCGUGUCCAACAGAACAUGUGACAAGUUGAACAGGAAGCCAAAGUCCCCUCCGCCUUCCUUUAGACAAUUUCUGUUCCAUUAGACCUUGUAACUCUGAGUGGAAAAUAUAGCAUUUAAUAAGAUUUUCUUCACCAAAACCUUUUGGGAGUCGCUGAAUACUUACAAAGCAGAAAGUCUGUGGCUUCCUGUUCAAGCUUUGUUCUCUUCACAAAGUGUGUGAGAGGAGAGAAGGAUGUUCUGUGGCUUCCUAUUCAGGCGUUGUUCUCUUCACAAAGUGUGCGAGAGGAAGAAGCCCACUCGCUGCCCUCCGACCCGUCUUCUAGAGGUUAUGUGGCUCAGUCAGAACCCAACAUGCAGUACCUUUCUAACACUUAGCCAUCUCCUUUAGAAACUAAGUCCAUUUAAAAGUCAUUGCCUUUUUACUUGUUUCUAAAUGUUGAAUGAUCCUUUUUGUUUGUCUGUUUAACGUGAGCCCAGAUGCUGGUGUUUAUUCCACCUUCCUCUCUGGGAGACACUUUUUAAUAGAAUCUACUACAACUCCCCAAGAAGUGCGAUAUAAUUCAAAUUGAGACGGAGACAUCAUUAAAAUAUUUUUCCGAGUUAUUCCCUUUGGCUGCUGAUACAAAGGAGCAGUUCUUUUAGAGAGACUGGGUCCUGAACAACUAGAAUACCUCUAUGUUUGGGUGUCGCCAUACCUUACAGUAUAUAGUAUCCAGAGAGCUACAGCACAGCUCCUCUUCCAAUAGCUGAUCACUUAGUGGUGAUAUUGAUCGGGGGUUUCAUUACGGUCCACACCUGGUAUCAACAUCUGUCCUGAAUGUGUCUCCUGGGACCACAUGUGGCAGGUCAGAGGACAUCAGCUGAGUAGGCGGUCCUUCAUAUGUGCCCCGGGACAGAUCUGUGCUCACAAUGUGAAGAGACUGGGCCAAAUGUGUAUCAGUCCACCUCAGAAUGUGUUUUCUCUGAUCGAUCCUCAGGACACAUUACUGAAGACACAUUGGGGUGCGUUCACACUUGAACUUCACUCUGACCACUUGUCUGAGUGAGAGGCUCCUGACCUUCUCUAGGAGUUUAUCCUGCCAGAUCCUAGUUAAUACUCUGCAUAAUGUCUGAGUGAGCCCAUGUGAGACUGUAAGAACACCUGAACACUCCACAGAUCACUGUGUUGCUCGUGAGUGACAGGAACACUUUGUAUAAAGUCUGGACCCAACAGUGCGGACAUACUCCAGAGUUCUUCUCCGAGAAUAAUUAGAGUCACAGACAGAAUGUAAUCCUGACACAAUAACCACCAUGUCAUUUGUACCAUUUGUUUACCCUCUUCAGCCAGAAGAAGCUGUGUUGUAGCUCCAGCGACACCUCAACCAGCAAUGUGAUAAAGCCCUAUGUUUCCCUUUUAUUUAAAAUGCUCUGUAUUUAUUUAGCCUCUUUAUCUUUUAGCGUACGUACGGUAGACAGAGAACAGGGUGGGUAAGAGGUCAAAAGAAACAAGGGAUGGAAUUAUUUUUUUAACUGAACAGGCCAAAGCUGUGUUGUCAAUAUUUGACAGGCUGUGCCCGGCUGUGUAAUCCGUCUGUUUGUGGGACAGGUUGGUUGAAAUGUGAAUAUUUCUCUCAAUAAAAAUGUUUCAUGUCUUUU
Limanda limanda (common dab) is the source of this 2803-nucleotide messenger RNA. RefSeq names its product transmembrane protein 165 (gene tmem165). The coding region runs from base 157 to 1080 and encodes 307 amino acids. The record is from RefSeq and is a predicted model, not a curated record. Lineage: Eukaryota; Metazoa; Chordata; Actinopteri; Pleuronectiformes; Pleuronectidae. The transcript has 6 exons. Gene Ontology annotation, molecular function: manganese ion transmembrane transporter activity; calcium ion transmembrane transporter activity. Gene Ontology annotation, cellular component: Golgi apparatus. Gene Ontology annotation, biological process: Golgi calcium ion transport; Golgi calcium ion homeostasis; manganese ion transmembrane transport.